Molecule: messenger RNA, 1254 nt
Organism: Cryptomeria japonica (Japanese cedar)
Lineage: Eukaryota; Viridiplantae; Streptophyta; Pinopsida; Cupressales; Cupressaceae
Product: replication protein A 70 kDa DNA-binding subunit A-like
Exons: 1
Coding region: 1-1254 (417 amino acids)
Source: RefSeq, a predicted model, not a curated record
AUGCACCAAUAUAAUACGAUAAAAUGCAAUGGUCAAGUCUUUAGUUUCGAUAUUGUAGACGAAGAGGGUUGUGAAGUUAGAAUUACUUGCUUUGAUGAAAUAGCAGAAUUGCACUAUCACCGAGUUGAAAAAGGAGCUUGGUAUGUUGUUUUCAAAGAUUCUGUAAAAGAUGCAAGCACAGUAUACAAUAAGCUUAACAACCACCUAGAGAUUAUCUUGACUGAAACUUCUGUUUUGAAACGGUGUGCCUCUGAUGUUGCUGAAACAGAAAAAAAAUUACAAUUCAACCCUAUUAAUAAAGUUCUCACCACUAGCAACAAUACUUUGGUUGAUGUUAUCGGUGUUGUUGUCAAUUUCGAAGAGAUUUUAGUAAUUCGUAGAAAGGAUGGUUCUACUGUAAAGAAGAGAAUAGUAAAAAUAAAUGAUAUGUCAACUUUCACAAUUGAUGUUAACCUUUGGCGACCACCAUCGGAACAGUUAGGCAAUGACUUGAAGAAUAUGCAUGCAUCUGGAACAUUUGUCAUCCUUGCUAUUCAAAAUGAAAGGGUUGGUUAUUUCAAUGGAAAAUUCAUUAAUAUCUCAGCCUCAAUGACUUUCGAAAUUAACCCUUUCAUUCUUGAAGCAAACCCCCUCCGUUUGAGAGGCCCUAUACUGCCAUGCAUUGAUCCGCACUCUUCGGGUGUCCAUCAUAGUGAUAGCGAAUAUCAAAGAAUGACAAUUGCAUCCAUCCUUCAACGUCUUAGCGUUAUGCCAGAAACCCUUGAGACUACUAUUAAAGUUGUCUUGGGAUUCAUAAAAGAAGACCAGUUUUAUUAUACAACUUGCCCAUUGCAGUUCAAUGGUAAAGAAUGUAAAAAGAAAUGUAGUAAAUUAGGCGAUAAUUUGUGGCUAUGCCCUAGGUGUCAAACACAAAUCCCUGAAUGUAAUUACAAAUACCUUCUACAGAUGAAACUACAAGAUCAAACAAGCAGCCUUUGGGCUAAUGCAUUUGAUGAGGUUGGCACACAACUCUUGGCUCUAUCUGCAAAGGAACUCUACAUGUUGCAAUAUGAUUUGACAAUAGAAAAAACACCUCGCAGUAUACUUAAUAAAGUUAUGUUCACCCACUACAACUUUACAGUUCUUGUGUCUACUUACACAUACAACUCUGAGCGUAGAUUAAAAGUAACAAUUAACAAAGUGCAGAGGCUUGAUUUUGAAGUUGAGUGCAACUAUCUACUUGCAGAGAUUUCUCGAAUGGGCGCAACCACAUGA